AUUUACAUAAACAAUGCUGAAAAAGGAACAGGCCUUUUUUAUUUAUUAAAAUUUAGAGAAUAACUUAAUUUGUAUAGUUUCUCACCAUUAAAUUAAUAGAUUCUAAUCUCCAGGAAGGAAUAUCCAUUCUGCCAUUGAAUUUACGGAUUUCUGCAGCCCUGGUUUGUUUGCGCGGCUCAAAUCUUUAGAUAUUUAUCAACAAAUGGCUCAAGUUAGAGGCUCCUGUCAAAGUUUCUGUCCCGAUGGAGAGUCGAAAAUGCGUAUUCGCGAGAAGCUCUUGCACUAUUUCGAGCUGAAGAAUGGGCAGAAGAAUACUCCCGGUAUCCUGGUCAAAGAGUUCACGCGUUCCGCCGCCGACGCAAAGAUGCCCCAAGCGAAGGACAUGCGUACGGAGCAAUCGCUGAUCAAAACAGUGGAGUAUCUGCUCAAGGAUAUAAUCCUGGAUAAUCGGAAGCCUUACAAUGUGGUCUACGACUUUAUCUUCGACCGCCUCCGAGCUGUGCGCCGGGAGAUUGUAAUCCAAAUGUUUGAUGCCCGCCGGACAAUUCGGCUGCUGGAGCCCAUUGUCAUGUUCCUGGCUUUUAGCCUCUAUAAGCUAAGCAUCGAGCCCAUAGAUAAGUUCGACCCAAAGAUAUGUAACCAGCACCUGCAGGAAUGCCUUACCGGUGUGCUCUGCUGCUACGAGGAUCUAGAUAGGCAAUCGUCGACGACCACUGAAAAACCAACGCUGCGGGAACUGGAACGGCGCUGCUUCAUCGAAGGCCUGUACCAAAUGUUCAAUCUGGGUUCCCCGCAGUCGUUUAUACGGGCUCUGACCUUGCCGGAACACGUGCGACAGGACGCCACCUUUCGCCUUUGUUUCGAAAUGUGCUUGUCCUAUCAACAAGGGAAUCUCUACAGGGUGGUCAUGGGCUUGCCCCAGCUGCCGCACAUUCUGUGUGCCGUGGCCUCCACCAAGUUGCAGGCAAUAAGGAGGAGUUUGCUGCAAAUUUUCACGCAUGCCUACAACAACAAACAGCUCACGGUGCCGGCUCCGUACUUGUUGCGUUUGCUGCUAAUCGAUUCGCCGGCGGGACUCCAGGAGCAGUGCCGGCAUUAUAAUAUUGCCCUAGCACCGGAUCGAAAGAGUGUCCUCUUUAAUAAGACUGAUUUUAGGCAAUCCGCAAUGACAUUGGGUUGUCGGCACGAGAGCUUCGUGGAGUCCAAGUUGGCCCGUGUCUAUUUGCCCGAAGUGCUGUUGAUGAAGAAGCUCUAACUGGGAAAUAUUUCAAUUCUUAAACAAAUAAUGUAAAUAUCGUGAAGAUG
Drosophila serrata is the source of this 1305-nucleotide messenger RNA. Its product is annotated as SAC3 domain-containing protein 1. Gene Ontology annotation, biological process: spindle assembly; centrosome duplication. NCBI's taxonomy places the organism in Eukaryota, Metazoa, Arthropoda, Insecta, Diptera, Drosophilidae. Gene Ontology annotation, cellular component: centrosome; spindle; nucleus. The record is from RefSeq and is a predicted model, not a curated record.